Molecule: messenger RNA, 7529 nt
Organism: Anopheles merus
Lineage: Eukaryota; Metazoa; Arthropoda; Insecta; Diptera; Culicidae
Exons: 7
Coding region: 1336-6594 (1752 amino acids)
Molecular function (GO): actin binding
Source: RefSeq, a predicted model, not a curated record
CAUUCAAUCCUCAGUUUACAACAACGUAUCGUUCACGCUCGAUGCGGCGUGCACGCUCACUUCUUCUGUUUUCCGUUGUGUAGAUCGCAAUAGUUCACCCUAAACUCGUCUAAUUUGCUGCAUUAUUUUGGAUUCUGCAUAUUUUGCGUAGUGGUGUUAAUGUCUGCGUGUUGAUGCCGUUGCGCGCCAAAAUCAAACGAUCAUGUGCUGAGGCAGCUGAAAGCUAAUCGGUUUUGGUAAACAAAACAGUGCACGCAGCAGAGUGUUUGUUUGACCCGUUUCGAAUUUGUACAAAGCGCAACGGUUAGAAGUGUGUAAGGAAGAAGGAGUUAAAAGUAGAAGAAGCCUAUUCUUUUCGAGUCGUCCCGGAAGCGUGCCCACCUGCGCGUUGCCCGAUCGUGGGUUAAAUCGUGUUUUUUUUUUCCUAGAUCUGGAGUUUAGAAUUACUCCGGGUUGCGUGUGUGUGUCGUGAAAAUCGUGCGAGUGUGUGCAUUUGUUGUGUGGCCGUCUCCGUCUCCAGAUUAGCGAUUGGAGCGAGGUCGGUUCCGAAUCAUCGGUGCAGUGAAAAUAGUUGAUGUUUUGUGUAAGCGUAAAUGCUCACGGUCGCGCACCGAAACGGUGUGCUGUACGUAGGUGAAGGUUAAAUUUGUUAACAUUAAACAUCGACGCAUCAACGACGCGGAUCGAAGCGAAGCAAAGGCCAACCUAAUUCCAGGUACCGGCUGUGAUCGAAAAUAUAACGAAACAGCAGCAGCAGCAGCAGCAGAGAAAGCCUUUCUUUCUUAUCUUUCCACACACUUGCCACUCGAUCGGAUUGGUGGAAUUGAGGUUUGCGGAGCGCAAUCAAGUGGCCCGAACUUUUCACCCGCUCCGGAUAGAUCCGAUCGAUUGGCCGUGUUUUACAUUUCCCCCGUCCCCAUGUUCUGCGCAAUUGAAAACAUCCCAUUCUAAUCGUUAGAGCAGCUACACAGCGCAACGAUUCCACGUUCACCCUUCCAAGAGUCAUGGACUAGGGGCCACUUUUCGCCGGAAGCAUUACGGGCGUGGAAUCAUUCUUAUGAAUCGAACAGUCCCGUUAGUCACACCUCUGCUGGGCUACGACUCAUCAUUCGAACUUUCUUCGAGCCGAAGAGAAUACCAACCAUGCUUAGGAUUGUGAUGCUGUAGAUACAGGUUCCACUGCAUAUUCACAUAUCGUUUUUGCUAGGCAAUUAAACAACGUCAAACACAGCAUAACUGCAGUUACCACAGUACGCAACUUUUUUUAGGAGCUGAUCAAAUAUACAUCCAAACAUUCCAAUCAUACUACACACAUCCACCUUAAAGCCAAACAAAAUGAACGGAUUAUCAACGCUUAACAGACUGCUAGGAAAAAGAAACAAAGAUGUUUCCAAAUCAACCUCCAACCUUAGUCGGUCAACCACCAACCUGGACGCCUCUAGUCACUACAACAACAAAGUCAUACAGCUGCCCGUCGUGCCGAAUGCGCCCUUCGAGCAGACGUUCCGCGUGACGGUGCUGCUGCCGCGGGACCAGCUGUACGUAGCACGCGUCGGCGCGAAAACCAAACUCUCCACCCUGCUCGAGAUGGUGUGCAGCGACAAGCUGCUGGACGCACAAAAGUACGUCUUUCGCCAUCCGGCCGACUUUCAGCAGGGCUUCGAGCUGGACAUGAACAUUGGCGAGGUGGGACUGAGCGAGAUACGCAUGAUGUCGCGCAAGGAGCUGGAAGCGCUGCGCAACAGCGACUAUCGGCUGAGCACGAGCGACAUCUUCCGGAUGCACCAGAAGGGGGCACGAGAAACGUCCGGUGGAACCUCCGUAUCGUCGUCCGAUUUGAGCCGCACCUCGAAACUGGCCCUCAAGACGACGUCACCGUACAGUUCGACCAACUCGCUCAACUCGAUGGACUCGUCCGGCGUUAGCUCGAGUUCGCGUGGUGGUGGCGGUGGUCACAGUGGCACUGCAAACGGUACGGCAACUAACGGACACAGCCAGAUGGGCCCACCGGUAGCACCGACGCGCAAGAAACGACUUGCUCCGCGCCCACCAAGCCAGAGCUCCAUUCCCGAGGUGUCGCGUGUCCCGCCGCAAACGCCGCCACAACAGUCGAACGGCGGAACACCGGGCGACAAGCCCGGUACAGAUGAUCAUAUCUUCAAAGAGCCCCAGUUACCGCCGUACUCCAGGCAAAAUUUCCACGUAUCUACGCCGAACUUGUACGAUCGGGAGCUAAAACCGGCCGACAUUAUCAACAACAAUGGCAAUGGUAGCGUGCAUCCGAAAACUGCAAACGGUGACCGAAACGGAUAUUCGGCAGAUGUUCACAAUAACAACAACAACAACAUACAUGAUGCCCAAAGUGCGAUGCUGGAGGAGGAGGACCGCAAAAACCUCAUCAACACCAAAACGUCCUACAGUACGCUUAAAAAUCGGCCAACGUCCAUGUACAUUAUACGCGAACCGGACACAACAAACACGCUGCAGCGCUCGAGCGAGAACGGUGGCAGCAUGGUCGACAUACAUCAUCACCAUUCCCGGGCAUCGUCCAGCUGCUCGGAUGCGAAAGAUCCGCGGGACUUCCAGGACAUGCCUGAACCAACGCCACGAAAGCGCUUGAAUUCUAGUGCCAAAAAAUCCAAAGCACCAGCUCCGCCGCCGAGAGCAAAGACAACUACCAUCACGCCGGUGCCGACGCCCUCGCCUAGGGCACUCACCCGCUCGACACUGGAUUUGCUGCGGGACAACGAUGCGGCCAUUUCCGAAACGGAUUCAAACUUUAGCAGCGAACCAGAUGAUACGCAUCGUAACAGAGAAUCGCGAUUGAAUGCCGUCAACGGUAGUAUCCACCAUGCUCCGUACACACCGCAGCAGCAGAAUGUGUCGAAGGUGAUGCUGAACGUAGAGCAGGCACCGCUUAACGAUCCGGUCGUAACGUCGACCACACCGAACAACAGUGAGAAGAAGCACCAGAAGAAUGGAUCCACUUCGUCUUCUGUGUCUAUUAAAAUUGUCAGCAAUGGUGUAGGUGACGCACAAUCAAAACCCUCAUCGACGACACCCAUCGUAUCGAAGGUGCAGAUCGGUGGAAACCUACCCGCCCCGUUGGAUUUGCCAACUUCGCCGGGAGAUAACAGCUCGGACGAGGAAAUCAAGAUCUACAACAUCGAAUCCGGCAAAGCACUGAUUAAGAAAAAAACACAGAAUGGUACCGAAAUGGAGCAGGAACAGAAGAAGGCUACACCGGGUGGCGGCACUACCCUCACCAAUGGGGCAAAGGUGAGCUCGUCCAACGGUACAAGCAUCGAACCGAAUGGCGACAUAAAUCAGCAAUCGGCUGAACAGCAACCCAACGGUGCUACUGCGGACGAGGAACAGUGGACGUACAAGCUGCCCGCACCGCCAAAGUUUGCCGAUUCUUCCAUCAAAACAAGCGAUUACGAUGAGCGUGGCCAAUUUUAUCGACCGGCGUCUACCUUCGUCGACAAUACGACGCUGCGCAGCGAUAUGCUGACGGUCGUUUCUGAUGAGCAGACGGAGCGCAUCGAACCGUUCAUCCAGGAGCGCCUGCAAACCAUGCUCGACCUAACGGCAGGCCGUGAUACGAUGCAGCCACCAUUUUACCCCACGGUGCUGGAUCAUCGGCCGGAUAGUCCGGUGAGUGUGUCCACGGAAGCCGAUGCUACCAUGCACGUUUCGGAGGAUGUUCCACCACACAUCAGCUCGGAUCUGGAGGAUGGUUAUCGUGUCGGUGCCGAGAGCCGAUCGGAGGCAAAUGGCGCUCCGGACAGCAGCCAAGAGGCACGCGAAGUGUGGCUCCAAACGCUUGAAAAGCGGCGGGAAAAGAUCAUCGAGGGUGAGCUAUCGACGUUGACCGAAUCCAUCGGUAGCGGUGGUAAGGGACCAGAAGUUGAUGCACCCACUGUGUCUCGCACACAGUCGGUGAACGAUAGGAAGAGCAGCGUAAUGAGUGAGCUCAAUCAGCUGCUGCGCGAAGGCGUUGAGCUGAGCCGAAAGGAGGAGACGGAAAUUGCCGUCGUGAACAGGAGCAGCUUGGCGAACUUUAAAAUUUCAACCUACAGUAGCUCGGAAAACAAGGAAAACAUCAUUACCAGCACCACCACCACUACCAUCGUGGAGAAACAGGUGCAGCAGCAGAACCACGUUGGAGGAAACGACGUGCCGGUUGUACCGAACGGCGCUUCCGAAGCGAAACACGUGUCGGAGUGUCAGGAAGAGGAGGAAGAGGAGGCGCAGGAAGUCGAUGUGAUCGUACGCCGCAAGAUAUCGGUCGAUUCGAUCACCUUCCGUAAACCACACUCGCUUACCCAGAGCAGCGACGAGGAUGACCCGGUCGGUCGACAGGCCAACGGAUAUGGGGCUGCGGGUGCGAGCGCCAAGAAGGAACUGGCCCCGGUCAAGCGUCGCAGCUUGACAAUGCUCAACAAAAGCCCGAGGGUGAUUAAUCGGUCCGAUUCGUUCCACUCCACCCGGUCGGAUUACAUACAAUCGUUGAAUUCGCCUGCUCAAACCGGCACGAGCACUUCCGGACCGUUGCAUCUAACGCCAAGAAGCACGUCGUACAUUUCGCUAAUCGGUGCACAGCGGUGGGAAAACAGAGCGGCCACCAGUGCCUCGCUAGUGACCGCAGCGAACUCUUUCAAUCGUCGCAAAUCGGCCAGUGAGCUUAGCAUCUGCGAUUCACCUUCCCUGCAGAGCCUGGAGGUGAUCAAGAACAUUUUGAACACAUCGCGCAAGAACAGCAUUAACAAUCUGCACCAAACGAAUGGAAGUGCGGUGGAAGGUUCCCCGACGGAUGAAGGUAUCGUCUUGCCAUCGAUGGCUGCUAUCAAGCGGAAUAGUUUUACCGACAUUUCGACACUGGUACAACUGAACGGUACGACCAAGGGGCUUAUGAACAAUGGUGCCGGAGGUUUGAUGAGCAAUGCCGUGCGCAAGGAUAGCAUUGAGGAGGCAAAGAUAGAACAGGAGCCUGAGCAGGAGCCGGAACCGGAAGUGCAACCGAAGCAGGAACCUUCAAAGGCUGAUCGGAAACCAACCCUCGAGGCAAACGUUAACAAAACGGAAGAAGUGAAGAAGGUUGAACAGAGCGUUGAAAAGCUGGUAGAGAAGCUGGUCGUACCAGAAGAGAAACAGGUAGAAGAACCUGUUGAGAAAUUAAUUGUGCAGAAAACGGUGGAGGAAAAAACGGUGCAAGCCGAAUGGAUUGCUAAGCCAGCAGAGGAUCAGCAACUGGCAGUGGAUUUGACUAGCGAGUCGAAGAGCGACGAUGAAAAGCUGCAGAAUAAGCAGCAACAACGUCAGCAGAUUCAGCACGUGGGUGUCCCGCCGAAGGAACCACAAACGACGGUCGUUAGCAUUACAACCACCAACACGGUGGUGAGCAGCAGCAGCAGCUCGAGUGUCGCUGGUACACCGUCCAACGAGUCCGACACGAAAAAGUGGACCUACCAGGGACCACCGACGAUAAGCUUUGCGACGUGGAACGAGCGGCCCAAGAUCGACGUGUCGAUCAAAUCGGAUCGAGACUAUCGGUUUGGUGGCAGCUCCACGCUUCCCCGUGGAUUCCGUAAUGUGAACAACGUAAGCAGCACCAAAAUUAGCAUUGGUCCGGGGGGCAGCACCACUACCACGGUGGAAUCGAGCAGCGGAUACAUACGGCGAACGAUCCAUGAGGUUGAUCAGUCGCUGCAGGAAGAAGUCGUUUCCAAUGUGCCAUCAUCAUCAGCAGCAACAGCAGGAGCUCCGUCCCUGGGACGACAGCAGGACCUGACACCGGCGGUGGUGAAGCUUCCGGCGACCUUGCCGAAGCCUACGACGACACCGCCCGGCGAACGCUUACCGAUCGUGCGUGCCGUCGAAUACAAAAAGAACGUUGCGCAACGGCCAACACCGCCGCCGGUCGAGCCAAAGCCUCCUUCCUUCUACUCCGGCACCAAUGUCAGCAGUGUCAGCAUUAAUGGGACAGCCAUUCCCUCCCCCAGCCUCAGCACCAACAUUAGCCGGCUAAGCUUCGGGCCGAAACCUCCAACGGUGCUGCAGCCGACGGUGCGCGGUUUCAAAUCGCUCGACAUCGAUCCGGCCGGCUCGUCCGGUACGGUGAGCAUGCCUCGCUUACGUCCCGUUUCUAUGAUCGAUACGAGUACGCUGCGCAAAACGACCGUCCCAUUGGUGCCUGCGGCGAGCGAGGAUGAGGCUCCGAACUCGUUGCCCUUUUCCCAGCACACUCUUCGCCGGACGGGAUUGAAGGACAAAAUACUGGCCAAGGAUCCGGCAUCCGUUGCGGAACCGGUUACUACGAUUACCAAAGUGAGCGUUACGCAAACUGCUCCUGCUCCUGCUGCUCCUGUCACAGUGGCUGCGCCGGCACCAGCACCCGUACGGCCCGUUUCCCUUCCGGUAGCGGCACCCAUUCCGCCACCACCUGCACCGAUGCCACCGACCAAGGCCUCCCAACCCGUGGUGCGUGGUGCGAUCGUGAAGAAACCCGCCACCUCGCCGGCCAUCGAUCCGCGGACGGCACUACUGGAUGCGAUCCGAAGCUUUAACAAGGAUUCGCUGCGAAAGGAUUAAUAAGGAGCGCUUGUACAUGCAUUACGUUUUCUGCUAAGGUGGGGCUUUUUGUGUAGUUUCCUUUUGUUUUGCUAUUUGGCUUCUACUUUUGUUUGUGGUAAUUUAUGUAUGCUAACCAUACAUAUAUUGUAUCCAUUCCCAUACACCUCGUUGUGUGCGAAGUGAUGCGCUUUUUUAUGCUGAUGUCCCUUGUUUCAUGUGCUUUUUGCAUGUAGAGCACAACAUCAUCGCCGGGACAACAGUACAUUGCAUGCAUUUUUCUCGCAUGCAUCGUUUUAAUUACCUUUUCUUUGCUUUUUAAACAUAGCAGGGAUUUUAUUAAAUCUUACUUACCCACCCACCAACCCUUUGCUGUAACAUAGUUGAAGCGUUAACCGUUUGCGCAGCUCAUGCGGGUAAAUGCACAUUUUUGCACAAUGCAAUUGUUAUCUUUUAUUAUGGAAUAUGGCAACUAAACCUACUGGUACUGUCUGGUACUGUGGCUGUUUCAGAAACGGCAUAUGUGUACAUGUAAAACUGAUAUCAAUAAUCCACAAUACACACACAAACACAAAACACAGGUACUCGGCAAGCAGGGACUCUUAUACGAGCACAUGAUAGAAUAGAACUAGAAUAUAAUACACAUACUUCCCCGAAGGAGGUGUGUUUUGUUAGUCAGCAUGCAUACAGUUAGAAGCAGCUGAGCUGUAGCGGAUAGCUAUUUCGUGAGAAUUACGCUUGAAAGGAGAGAGUGUAUCAAAUAGCAACGUAUAUAGAAUGAAAGAAAGCUGAAGAAAAUAGUGGAGAAAGGCUGGAACCGUUUCACGUUGGUUGUGUAUAUUUCAUUGAUGUGUAUUGUUAACUAUGUUUUUUUUAAUGGGAAUUGUCUAAUACCUGCAGUCUAAUAGAUAUUGUAUGAAAUAAACAUGUGGAUAUUAAAAGUUUACUAAUAAUAA